CCCCUCGGCCGGCCCGGGCGCGCGAGACACCUGUCUGCGGGAGCCGGGGCCGCGGGGCGUCCCCGCCGCCGGCCGGGCGCAGCCAGGCCAUGUGUCCUCGCAGACGGGACAGCUGCGGCUCGCCGCCCGGCGCGCGUUCCCUGCAGUUCUUGUCCUGGUUUUUUUUUUGAUUCGGGUUGGAGGACCCUUCUGGGUCCCCGCUCCCGCCCAGUGGCCACUACUCCCGAGCCGCCUGCGGUGUGGCGGGGAGGUGCCACACCAAUGCUGGGUGGCCGCCUCUUUCCUCCACCCCCUUCCCUCCCCCGGCUCAAGGUGCCCGCCUCGGGAGAGGCCGCUGCGAGCUGCCCGAGCCCCCCACCCCCGCGGGCCCGGGGUCUGCCCUGCCUGGCGCCUGCGCCUCCACCGACUCCCCCCAGCCCAGCUCAACUUUUAUUUCCUGGGCUGUAGAGCAGGAUCCGAGUUGGGGCAGGAUCUGGGGCGGAGACUGGCUUAUUCUUCCGUGGGCCGGGGCUGGGGCGCUCCACCGUCCCACAUGAGGCUUCUAGUCAAAUCUGAUGGCGUGUUCUUCGGGCUCUGCCCCUUGGUGGAUGCGCAGGGCCGUGAGGGGCUGGUGAAGAGAUUGCCCGGGUUCGCCCAGCCCUUUCUACGUCUGCUUUUGGCACGGGGAUAGGAGCCGAACCGCCGUGAGGCGGCUCAGCUGGUCAAGGCCCCGCUCUGCAAGCCUGUGACCGGGAAGGCUUCGCAGGGUGGGAGCAGGGAGCAGGCUGCACAGAGCUGCCCCGGCCCACGGUUAGAGUGGACAGAGUAGAGCUUCGGGGGAGGGGCGACAGCUUCGAAGGCUGGCAGCUGAAGUGCCUGAGCGGGCGUGAGGACCAGAGUUUGGAUCCCGUGAGCCAUGUAAGUGCCAGGUGACCACAGAGGCCGGCCCGCCACCCUGCCCUGCCGGGACACAGGGACACCCUCCUGCAAGAGGACUAGCCAGCAUGCCUCAGCGAGAGGGCCUCCCUCCUCAAGGCCCUGGCAUCAGCCUUGGGCCUCUACAUUCAUGCUUGCGUGUGCGCGCGCAGCUGUGCGUGCAGAAACGUGCGUGUAUACCUACAAGUCCUAAGAACAAAACCUUGGCUUGGAAGCCCAUGUUUGUCCUCCAGCCAUUCGGGAGCAGGAGGCUGGGGUGUCCGAGGCCAGCCUCGGGUACGUGAGGGGUACACACGCUUGUGUCCGAGGCCAGCCUCGAGUCCACCGAGGGCACACAGUAGUCUGCGAAGGAAUUGGAAGGCCGGAAGCCUGAGCGUUCAGGAUGGCUCCCGCCUCACACAUCUGUCAGUCUUGGGUGUUGAGGGUGUCGGGGUGCCUGGCAGGGCAGCUGUAGCUUUAUUUUCUGUGAACUGGAGUGCCCCCCCCAAGUCCUGGCAGAAGGGAUCAAAUGAGGUAACGCGUGAAAAUGCUUUGAAAACUGUGAAGUUGGUCCACAAUUGCCAAGGGCUGGGGUUAUUUGUCACUGUGCUCAGAGUAGAGCGGGUGCUGACUGCUGCCUUGCAGCCAAUGGGGGCCCGUGUGUGUGCGUCCGUCCUGAGAAGGCUGCCCUCGGCAGACUUGGUGGUUGGGAUUGCUCAAGUUUGGGGCUCUUGGGUUUCGACUGUGCUAGCCAUGGUGCAGGGUGUCUCCAUGUUGCCUUAGGCUGGAACAGAGUUUGGGGUACUAAGGAAGUGCUGUCCCUGGGAGGCCGCGCCUCCAGCAGGGGUCAGCCUUCCAAUGGGGAGCCCAGGUGUGCUGCGGGCCUCAUCCUGGCAGCCGGGAAAGGGGUGACGGGCCGCACCCCGCUGCCCUUGUGUCUGUUUAGAAACGGGCCCUGGGUGCUUAGCUUUUGGGGGCCGCCAUGGGCAAACCUACAGUUUGGCCUUUUUCCCUCGUUUCAGAGUGUGUGUGUGUCAGGGGGCGGCUUAGCUUGGAGGAGUUGGGUCUUGCACCAUGUGGCUCCUGAAGGUGAAGCUCUGGUCAGCAGGCUCAGCAGCGCCUUUCUGGCCUGAACCGUCUCGCCGGCCAGGGUACCGUGGUUUCUGUUCUUUCCCCCAGGACUUCGCUGUGGCAGGACUCUGGCUGUCCUCACAGGCCGUGCAGUCAGAGAACCCUCCUUGGUGCCAAGGGGCACGGGGCGCAUGCAUGGGGGCAGGAGAGUUUCUCCCGCCAGCGUGGGCAUCUCAGUGCACCUGUCUGCCUGUGCUAGAUGGCAGGCCUGGCCUCCCUGCCUGACUGAUGGGGUGCUGGGGAGUGAACCUGGCCGCGGCCGUGCCAGGCAGGUGUUGGGCCAGCUGAGCCGAGGCCCUAGGCCGCCGUGGGCUGCUUGUGCUGGGCUGUCCUGUGGACUGUGGGGUCGCCAUGGUGGCCUUUGCCUGAGCAUCGCUCUGCUUAGCCUGAACGUCUGCGGUCUUCUGUGGUCGCUGUCCACACCCCAAGGGAGCAUGCGGGGCAGAGGCCUGUGGUAGCCGGGUAGAAAGCUCGCUGCCGCGUGAGGAAGGAGCCCGUGCUGCCCGGAUGCUGGCACCAGGCCCCUUUCCCUCGGGCCUUCUCCUGCCUGGUCGGUGGCCCUGCCCUGUCGCUGCUUCUUCCCCUUUUUAAAUGAAGGUGGUCGCCUUGUCCAGCACCAGCAUCCGACCCCCACUUAGUGUGUCGGGAAGGCGUGCACCAUAGCGUGCUGUGGAGGUCUGCGGGUGACUCGGGUGGUUUUCCCUCCACCAUGAGGAUUCUAGGGGUGGAAGUCACGCUGGGCGGCAGGUGUUCUCUUGGGCUGCGCGGUGCUGCCAGCCCACCUCUCUGUGCCUCCUGUGAUGGCUGGAGGGUGCAGAGGUGGGGGAGGGUCACCCCCUGACCUCCCAGUGGGCAGCCUUCACCCUGCCAAGAGCACAGCCUGAAGGGACUGCCUGAGAAGCUUCCUGACGCCACCUCAGGUUGUUUGAAGGAGUGUGUGCUCACGCACAGGUGUUGGGAAUGGGGAAGGCUUGGCUAUGAAGUAUGUAGCCUCACACUGGCCUUUUUUCCCUCUUGGGAGUGUGAAGACCACAGCUGACAUUUGGCACCUCUCUUUCGCCGCCUGCCUUGCUGCCUUUUAAAUCUGUGUGAGUGUGCGCACACACGGGUCAAAGGGCAGUCUGUUAGUCCUUCCAGCUUGCUGGAGACAGGGUCUGGUUGGAGGUGUCACUCGUUAUGACCGGCCCACGAGCUCUUGGCCCUCCUGCCCCCACCUCCCUGCUCCCUGGAGGAUGCUGGCACCUCACCACUAAGCAUUCCCCAGCCGUCCACUGCAGCCUGGAGUUCCCGGGUUGGCCGGAGUGGGUGGCCAGUGAGCCCAGGGCCGGUGGGCUUUCCGCCUCCCGGGUGCUGGGGUCACAGACAGCACCGCUGGCGUCCGUGUACCGUGGGGCCUUGAACACAGUGUUGGUGCGGCAGGUGCUUCUGUGGCCGCCCUGUGGCCUGCCCUCCUAAGCAUUUAUUGUUGGUUUUUUUUUUUUAAUGAAUACUGAGGGUGGGCGCCCAGGGCCUGAGGUGCCCAGCGUAGCCUAUGCCACCCCUCACGGUGCAGGGCAGAGAGAUGGCACAGCGGCGACGGGCACAUACUCAGCACACAAUUCUGGUUCUUCUCUUCAUUUGACACAGGGUCUCUCUGCAGCCCUGGCUGUCCUGACUCACUGUUGACCAGGCUGGCCUCGCACUCACAGAGAUCCUCCUGCCUCUGCCUCCCUGGUGCUGGGGUCACAGGUGUGCGUCACUGCGCCCUGUGCACGCUGCUCUCACAGGCCCAGAGUUGGAGUCCCCACCCCCAUGUCAGGUGACUCCAGCGCCCAGAGACCCAGCCCUCCUCCUAGACUCUGGACACCCACAUUCAAAGGCACAUAGCCCCCACACGGACACGCACAUAGUGAGAAAUAGAAAAGAUUGGUGUCAGCCAGGCGUGGAAGUGCGUGCCUACAACCCCAGCACUCAGGAGGCCGAGAAGAAAGGAUUCUCUAAAAACAAAUAAGUGAAGCCCACCACUUCAGUCCUUCUUUUAGGAACAUUGGUGUUUGAUUGCAUGUGUGUCUGUGCGAGGGAGCCAGAUCCCCUGGAACUGUUACGGACAGCUGUGAGCUGCCGUGGGUGCUGGAAAUUGAACUCGGGUCCUCUGCAAGAGCAGUCAGUGCUCUAACCACUGAACCGCCUCUCCGGCCCACUGUGGUCAUUCUUUGGGCAUGUGGUUCUGUGAUGAGUUAGAGUGCUGGGCACCCCUCCCUGCGGCCAGCCGAAACCCUGGAGCAGCCAGCAUUUGCCAGUGGCUGCCCCUGCUCCAGGGCUUCAACCUUAGCCCGCCCAGCCCUGGCUCCUGUGGAAGGGUGUCCUUCCUUCUGCGCUGGGAGCUGAACUGGGCCUUUAGGUGAGUAGCGAGCACUGUAGCCUGAGCCAUCUCUGCAGCCUCAGCUCCCUCUUCUGUCAGGCCCGGGGGUUGAGGCCAGGGCCUGUGCAUGCUGGCAAGUGCCUGACCGCUGAGGGACAUGGCCAGCCCCUUUAGUUUUCCUUUCUUUUCUCCUGGGCCCGGGAGCAGCAGCGCUGAACUUGGGGUCUUUCUGCAUCCACCUCAGGAGCGCUAGGAUUACAGGUGUGCACCACAUCUGGUUUAUGCCGUGCCGAGGUCACACCCCAGCUUUGUGCGUGCCAGGCAAGCACGGGGCCAUCUUUUCAGAGUGGCACAGCCCCAGCCUUCAGCUUCCUCUGCCUGGCUUCUUCGCUUAGCACCGUGUCCUCAAGGUCUGCCAGGUCUCAGGUCCCCUCAGGGCUGUGGUGUGGGUCGUGGUUGUGAGUAGACCCAGCACGGGGAGGUCAGCGCAGCCAGGGCCAGCCCAGGCUCUUGGAGUUAAGGCACAUGCCUCGUCGUGGCUUAGGUGUGUUCAAGCCCCGACAGGUACAUCCCGGGGUCUGCUGCGGGGUCUCAUUGGGGGAGGCCUGUCUGAGGCCCCUCUGGUGGGACCUGUUCUUCCUUCCUCUAGCCUCCUGGUGUCUUGCAGCGGAUGGGGACUGCAGGCACACACUGGUCCAGUGUCCCGCCCAGCCAGUUGUAGGAACUCAGCCUCUGGACACUGCCUGCCUGUCCUCCUGCUCCUCCCGGAUGUGCCCCCCCCUCAGCGUCUCCUACCCAGGCCCCUAAAGAAGCCUGCCCUUGUGGUGCCCCCACCGCCCGGUCAGCGAGGAGACUGAUCCCGAACGGCCCUUUCCCAGAUGUGAGGCUUCUCUCAGGCUGCUGAGACUAGAGCCGUAGCUCCCUGCUGGGAUUCUCUGUCAGCCCUGCUCAAGAGAGCCCUUGCUCCCCUCCGGGCCUGUCAGGUGUUUGGACAGUGCAGCCUGCCCUCUCUCCACUCGUCCUUAGCCUGCGAGCAGCCCAGCUCCGCGAUGGCAGCCGAGACACUCAACUUUGGGCCCGAGUGGCUAAGGGCCCUUUCGAGUGGUGGCAGCGUGGCCUCUCCGCCCCCGUCCCCGGCCAUGCCCAAGUACAAGCUGGCAGAUUACCGCUAUGGACGAGAGGAAAUGCUGGCGCUCUACGUGAAGGAGAACAAGGUCCCGGAGGAGCUGCAGGACAAGGAGUUUGCGGCGGUGUUACAAGAGGAGCCGCUGCAGCCGCUGGCUCUCGAGCCUCUGACGGAGGAGGAGCAGAGAAACUUCUCCCUAUCAGUGAACAGCGUGGCUGUGCUGAGGCUGAUGGGGAAGGGGGCUGGGCCCCCUCUGGCCGCCGCCCCCCGUGGCAGGGGCACCACGCGGAGCCGAGGCCGGGGCCGUGGCGACAGCUGCUUUUACCAAAGAAGCAUUGAGGAGGGUGAUGGGGCCUUUGGCCGCAGUCCCCGGGAGAUCCAGCGGAGUCAGAGCUGGGAUGACAGAGGUGAGCGGCGGUUCGAGAAGUCUGCGAGGAGGGAUGGAGCGCGCUCCGGCUUUGAGGAGGGAGGGGCCGGCCCGAGGAAGGAGCACGCGCGCUCGGACAGUGAGAACUGGCGCUCGCUCCGAGAGGAGCAGGAGGAGGACGGCAGCUGGAGGCUUGGGGCAGGGCCUCGGCGGGAUGGGGACCGCUGGCGCUCCACCAGCCCUGAGGGCGGCCCCCGCUCUGCUGGCUGGCGAGAGCAUGGGGAGCGGAGGCGCAAGUUUGACUUUGACUUGCGAGGCGAACGAGGAGGGAGUGCCGACGAGGAUGGGCGGGUUGGGGGAGGCGGCUCUCACCUGCGGAGGUGCCGUGGGCUCGAAGGCUUUGAGGAGGACAAAGAUGGACUCCCAGAAUGGUGCCUGGAUGAUGAAGAUGAGGAGAUGGGCACGUUUGACGCCUCUGGGGCCUUCCUGCCUCUUAAGAAGGGCCCCAAGGAGCCCAUUCCCGAGGAGCAGGAGCUGGACUUCCAGGGCCUGGAGGAAGAGGAAGAGGAGCCUGUGGAGGGGGUGGACGGAGAGGGGCCUGAGGCAGGGGGGGCGGAGGGGACCCUGUUGCCGCCUCCAGAGACGGCAGGCUCCCCGGCCUCACUGCCUGCCUUGGGCCCUCUCUGGACGAAUGAGGAUGGCGGUGACGCAUCGGAGAAGGACCUUCCCCCGGCUGAAGAUGAGGGGAGGGAGCUGCCCCUGAGUCCUGCCGUCGGCUCGCCCCCAGGCCCACCUGGAGACCUGGAAGACGAGGAAGGCCUGAAGCACUUGCAGCAGGAGGCAGAGAAGCUGGUGGCCUCCCUGCAGGACAGCUCGCUGGAGGAGGAGCAGUUCACCGCCAUGCACACGCAGGGCCUGCGCCACCCCACAGCCGCCACCGCCCUGCCCCUCAGCCACGGCGCCGCCCGGAAGUGGUUUUACAAGGACCCGCAGGGGGAGAUCCAAGGCCCUUUCACCACCCAGGAGAUGGCGGAGUGGUUCCAGGCCGGCUACUUCUCCAUGUCGCUGCUGGUGAAGAGGGGCUGCGACGAGGGCUUCCAGCCCCUGGGGGAGGUGAUCAAGAUGUGGGGCCGCGUGCCCUUUGCCCCGGGGCCGUCGCCGCCCCCUCUGCUGGGGAACAUGGAUCAGGAGCGGCUGAAGAAGCAGCAGGAGCUGGCCGCCGCGGCCCUGUACCAGCAGCUGCAGCACCAGCAGUUUCUGCAGCUGGUUGGCAGCCGCCAGCUCCCGCAGUGUGCCGCGCUCCGGGAAAAGGCAGCUAUGGGGGACCUGACGCCGCCGCAGCUCACGGCGUUCCUGCAGCAGCUCCAGGCUCUCAAAACCCCCAGAGGUGGGGACCAGAACCUGCUCCCGACGAUGAGCCGGUCCUUGUCGGUGCCAGAUUCCGGCCCCCUCUGGGACUUACAUACCUCAGCUUCACCACAGUCAGGUGGUGAGGCCAGUCUUUGGGACAUACCAAUUAACUCUUCGACUCAGGGUCCAAUUCUAGAACAACUCCAGCUGCAACACAAAUUCCAGGAGCGCAGAGAGGUGGAGCUCAGGGCGAAGCGGGAGGAGGAGGAGCGCAAGCGCCGGGAGGAGAAGCGGCGGCAGCAGCAGCAGGAGGAGCAGAAGCGGAGGCAGGAGGAGGAGGAGCUGUUCCGGCGCAAGCAGGUGCGGCAGCAGGAGCUGCUGCUGAAGCUGCUACAGCAACAGCAGGCGGCGACCGUCCCUGUGCCCCCGGCGCCCAGCUCCCCGCCCCCACUCUGGGCCGGCCUGGCCAAGCAGGGCCUCUCCAUGAAGACCCUGCUGGAGCUGCAGAUGGAGGGCGAGCGGCCGCUGCACAAACAGCCCGCACCUCGGGAGCCGCUGCGGGCCCAGGCCCCCAACCACCGCGUGCUUGGGGGCCUGGGCACCGCCCCUCUGAGCCAGUGGGUGUCUGAAGCUGGGCCACUGUGGGGCGGGCCAGACAAGAGUGGGGGCGGCAGCGGCAGCCUGGGACUCUGGGAGGACACCCUCAAGAGCGGCGGGAGCCUGGCCCGGAGUCUGGGCCUGAAGAACAGCCGGAGCAGCCCGUCCCUCAGCGACUCCUACAGCCACCUGUCCGGCCGGCCUGUUCGCAAAAAGACGGAGGAGGAGGAGAAGCUGCUGAAGCUGCUCCAGGGCAUCCCUCGGCCGCAGGACGGCUUCACCCAGUGGUGCGAGCAGAUGCUGCACGCCCUGAGCGCCGCGGGCAGCCUGGACGUGCCCAUGGCCGUGGCCACCCUCAAGGAGGUGGAGUCCCCCUACGACGUCCACGAUUACAUUCGCUCCUGCCUGGGGGACACGCUGGAAGCCAAAGAAUUUGCCAAACAGUUCCUGGAGCGGAGGGCCAAGCAGAAGGCCAGUCAGCAGCGGCAGCAGCAGCAGCAGGAGGCCUGGCUGAGCAGCACCUCCCUGCCGACCGCCUUCCAGGCCAGCCACAGCACCAAGCUGGGCCCUGGGGAGGGCAGCAAGGCCAAGAGGCGGGCGCUGGCGCUUCCCUCCGACCCCAGCAUCUUGGGCUACUCCCUACACGGCCCCUCCGGUGAGCUGGAGAGCGUGGAUGACUACUGAGCAGCCCGGCCCACCAGCCCCUGGGGUCAGACUCGGGCGGCGGCGGCGGCCCUGGGCUCUCCAGCCUGCAGGCUCCCGGUGAGGAGCAGAGGUGGAACCGCGCGCGGGGCGGGGUCCCCAGCACUUGUUACCGACCACACGGAGCACCUUAACUCACCCACCACGAGGCACUUUACAGAUAGGGGAGGGGGCUUUUCCUCUUUAGUUUUAAACAUUAGGAGAGACAGAAGUGUCGUUCAAGAGCUAGACUGUAGGCCCCUUCACCCCUUGGGGACAAUGGGUGUGACAUUGGAAGGUCCAGAGAGGUUAGGUUGGGUUUUGUUUUGGGGUUGUUGUUUUUUUUGUUGUUGUUGUUUUUUGUUUUUUAAGAAAAAUAAUGAAAAAACAAAAACAAAAAAACCCAGUUAGGCUGAAAGGAAAAAAAACCACACUGUUAUUUUGGGCCAGUGGGUGCCAGGCCCCAUGGAACUGUCCCGCCUGGCUCACAAGGCUGUGCUCACCCCGCUGCCCCCGGAAGGUGGGGUGCCUGGAAGCUGGGUGCUGGCAGUUGGCACAGCCCUCUCCAGAAGCCCGCCCCGGACCUGCUGUGACCGGCUCCCGGGCAGCGGCCUGGCAGGCGUCGCCCCUUGUCAGCUGCUUCGGGAGGAAUAUUGCACAAAUUGGACAGCGCUGCCUCCGCUUCCUCUCCCCGACCCCCAGCAGCCCUCCCACCCUGGCUGGGGGAGCCGGGCAGGACUGUCCGUGCCAGCCUGUCCGAGGCGGGCUCUGAGCCCGGCCUGCCGGGGGCUGUCCCCACUGCUGCCAUUUCGGGGGCAGCCUGGGCGUGCCGCGGGAAGCCCGGCGCCCUGCCUUUCGCCACAUGAAUGUAUUCUCGGCCCCGUGCCGGGCUCCCCCGAGGAGGGCCCUUCCUGCAGUUGCCAGAGACCGCUGCUCCCGCCAUGGCUUGUGUGAGGGAGGGAAGACCCCGAAGGUGGCCGAGGCCGAGCCUGGGGCCGCAUGGGAGCCCCAGGAGCAGCAGCUGCCUGAAGCAGACCAGCUCUGUGCCCACCCCUCCUUGACCAAACGGAGGAGCCACCCCUCCAGUUUCGCGUUGUUGUAAGGCUGGAGGUAGAGAGCGCCUGUCUGGGCUGGGUCUGCCGUGCCCGUUGCUCACCACCUCACUCCUCAUCCACGCCUGGAUCUGUCUCCAUGUUGAUCGGCUUUUUUUUUCCCUCUUUGAACUAUAGAGAAUCCCUCCAGCAAUCUCAUUGCUCAGAACGCAGUAUUAGGACGAGACUGCCUCUGCCUCCAUGAAUGUAUUUCUCCUUUCUGCCCUGGGGAAGUGGGGAGUGGCCCCCGGUUCUUCUUUUCCAUCUGUCCCCAGAGAGAUGACCUUUUGUUUUCAUUUUAACUUUUUUCUUUCUUUUUUUUUUUUUUUUUGCACCAAAGUGGCAGCUGGGUCAGUGUUCGGGACAAGGCUGGCUCUGGUGGAAGGCCCUCCACCUGCUUCUCCCUGGCUGACAGUGUUAGUGUCUGUGAAAAGACAAUAUUCUCUCUAAAGCAAUAAGGGGUGAUGGGCCGGGAACCGUCUUGCUGCUGCUGGCCCCCAGCUGCCCGCCCUCCGGCCCUCGAGGCUUUGGAGGGGCGGAGGACUCCUGUUGUGACUGAAUGUAACCUACCCUGCCCCUGCCACAGCCAAUGCAGGGGAGGGGGCACGUGUCUCUUCCUACCCCUUCCCCCAGCUAAAGAGACUUUGAACUUGGGGGCCUGUGAGCCUGGAGAGGCCUUAACCCUGUGAGGAAGAGUAGGGGGAGCCCUCUCCCACCCCAUCCCCUUUGAGAGUGGUCAAUGUUUACAAGCCCUGAGCCCCUAGCCCGGGACUCAGACAGCCCCCCACCUUGGUCCUUUCCCGUCCCAGUCCUACAGGCCGGAGCCGCCCCGCCCCUCCUUGGGGUCCAGGUAGCAAGGCUGUCCUGCCUGUCCCAGUGCACCCUACCUGUACCCUGUGUGACCUCCCGAGUCCCUGCUCUUGUAAAUACUCCCAAUAAAAAAACUUGGUGUGUUCUCCCAGUC
Molecule: messenger RNA, 10542 nt
Organism: Psammomys obesus (fat sand rat)
Lineage: Eukaryota; Metazoa; Chordata; Mammalia; Rodentia; Muridae
Gene: Gigyf1
Product: GRB10 interacting GYF protein 1
Exons: 26
Coding region: 5416-8490 (1024 amino acids)
Biological process (GO): insulin-like growth factor receptor signaling pathway
Molecular function (GO): protein binding
Source: RefSeq, a predicted model, not a curated record